Molecule: messenger RNA, 966 nt
Organism: Stylonychia lemnae
Lineage: Eukaryota; Ciliophora; Spirotrichea; Sporadotrichida; Oxytrichidae
Source: the annotation of a GenBank genome assembly
AUGGAUGAAUCAAUAAAUAACAGAAGUCAUGUAGAUAUUAACUUGCAUGAAAGAAGUGACUAUAGUUUGCCUAAAAUUAAAGGUGCUAACUCAAAUGGGAGAUAUAGAGAGUCAAACAGUCAUAGCUCUCUUAAUAAAUCAAGAAAUAGCAUAUAAUCAGCAUCUAGAUUCUACCAGGGUCCAUCAAAUAAAUAUGGUUACUAUGUGCCCGAUAAUUACUCAUAUAUUGAUAAGCCAAGAACUUUUAUGAUAAGCAAGUCAAAAAAUAAGGACUUUAUCUCUACAGUUGUGAAAUAAAAACAAAAUAUUCCUGGUCCACAGCAUUAUGAGACAUAAGUAAACUUACUAAUGAAGAAAAACAUUUCAAUUUAUAAGAAAAAGAGGUACUUGGAAAUAAUAUAUCAAAUAACAAUAUAUAGAGAAUCGUUUGCUGAGGAUAUAAUGAAAAUGUCUAAAUAAACGCCUGGAGUGGGAUCAUACACUAUCAAUAACUAACCUAAGAUUAAAGGAUGCUAUAAAUAGUAAUAUUCAGAUUUUGUUAAGUUUCAUUUCAAAAUAGAAAUCUCGAGAAAAUUAGUUGUAUGGAUGAGGCAGUCUUUGAUGCAUUGUAGGUACCUAGUCAUUAUCCUGCUGUUAGAAUUGUAAUUAUUAUUCCAAAUUAAACUAAAUUAGGAACUGACUAAAUAGAAAUCUCUAGCUUUAAAAAUAAGACCUGAAACAGAAAUGGAGCUCACUCUAAAGAAAAGAGAUGUGGAAAGGAAAAACAGCCCCUCCCCUGUAUCAUAUAAAACUGAAGAUGCUUGGUCUAAAACUUAGGCACCCAGAGUGAGCUAUAUCAUUUCUAAAGGGAAAAAUCUUAAGUUCACAGAUAUCGUUUAGAAAAAUUCAUCUAAAAUACCUUCAGUUGGCCAUUAUGAUAUUUCAAAGUCAUUUGAUAAAAUUUCAAGACCAAAAGGUUGGAAAUGA